UGUUUGGUUAACAAUCGAAGAAUUGUGACAACCUGCCAUGAUAAAUGUGACAAUGUUUAAUGUAGGCUAGAGUUGAAUGUUGCCUUCGUUUAUGUUGUUGUGUUAACUUACUUUUGCCAGGGAAAAUCCAAUGUGACACAGGAAAUCAUAUUUUGUGUGAGGAAAAAUUGUAAUUGGAAAAAAUGAAGUAACGUUCUGGUGAAAGCAGAUUAGCUUGUGAAUGUGGGACAUUCCCGCACUCCUCAGGGUUAUAGAGGAACAAACACGUGGUCAGUCGAGUAACGUUAGUCUCUCUCACUUCUUUAACUCAGACUGUGUGUGAGCUGUAGCGCAGUUCUAACGGGAUCGCUUCAGAAAGCACACCGAUCAUCAAACAGGAUUUUACAAUGCAGACACGAGCACUGGUUUAUAACGCAUCAUUACGGAUUAACGAAAGAAGACGACAAACGUUUAAAGUAACGCUGUGUCGCUUUUUUACGUGUUUUCUGUAUUUAUCAUGGGUCUCGCAAGUCGAGGGCACCUGCCAACUUCAGUUCAACCCCCCGAGAGUUGUUGUGGAGUAUGGCAGCUCUGUUUCAGUGAAUUGUAGCAUGGAUGCCACACCUGAUAAGAUUGGCUGGGAAUCCAAUGUAGGAUCAGUACACCUGAUCACAGACAAACUAGUCACCUGGAAAGUGUCCAACCUGAGCAAAUGGGAAAUACGACCACAGUGCUACAUGAAGUACAAUAGGACGACAGCAUGUGAAUCUUUUCUCCCAAUCACCAUUUACAAGACUCCAGAUAGUGUCUCCAUCAGCACAGUGAAUCACACAGGACCAAUGAUAGAGGGAUCACAGUAUAAGCUCCAGUGUAACAUAACGGAGGUGGCUCCUAGAAAUUUCACUGUGAAAUGGUUUAAAGGAGAGACAGAGGUGUAUAGUGAGACCUUCAGUGACACCAUCAAGACUCCAGUGACUAAAACAUCUACACUUCAGAUCACUGCAAACAGAUCUGAUGAUGGAGUUCAGUACAGAUGUGAAGCAGAGCUGGAACUGGGAGAAGAUGGACCUCAACCUCCUCCUAAAAUGACAUCAGAACCCUUCAACAUCACUGUAUACUUUAAACCAGCCAUCAAUGAGACCAAACUGCCCUCAACAGUGUCUGUGAUUCGAGGCUAUCCUGUGCGGCUUGUUUGUGAAGCAGACGGUAACCCAACACCAAACAUCAGCUGGAGCAAUGGCAGUGGCAGUAGAUUGAAAACAACAAAUGAAAGUCUUACUCUGGAUGAAGUUCCAGAUGGUGAUGCGGUUUACACAUGCACUGCAGUCAACAUUCUUGGCAAAGACACAAAAAAAGUAGAAGUGUUCAUAAAAGGUAUUUAUAUCAAACAAGUGAAUCACAGAGGACCAAUGAUAGAGGGGUCACAGUAUGAGCUCCAGUGUGAUAUUGUGAAUGUGGCUCAUGUUAAGAGUCUCACUGUGAAAUGGUUUAAAGGAGAGAAAGAGGUGCAUAAAAAUACCUUCAAUGACAUCAUCAAGUCUCCAGUAAAUAAAACAUCUACACUACAGAUUACGGCAAACAGAUCUGAUAAUGGAAGUCAGUACAGAUGUGAAGCAGAGAAGAAUGUUGAACCAGCAGCUCAAAAUGGUUCAACAUUGAAAUCCACAUCUUUCACCAUUGAAGUUUAUUAUGAACCAGUAAUCAAUGUGGACAAACUGCCCUCUCAAGUGCCUAUAUUUCGAGGCUAUCCUGUGGUGCUUUCUUGUGAAGCAGAUGGUUACCCAACACCAGAGAUCAGCUGGACAAUCAACCACAGUGUUUCAGUUAAAGGUGGAACUCUUAAUAUAACAGAGGCAGCAUCCCAGAACAUUGUCUGCAUUGCAAACAAUUCUGUUAGCAGUGAUAGCAGAGAAGUAAAAGUGGUCCUAACAGGUCCUCAAGAUAUUUAUAUCAAACCAGUGAAUCACACAGGACCAAUGAUAAAUGGCUCAGAGUAUGAGCUCCAGUGUAACAUUGUGAAUGUGGCUCCUGUUAAGAUUCUCACUGUGAAAUGGUUUAAAGGAGAGAAAGAGGUGCAUAAUAAGAUCUUCAAGACACCAUCAGUAAAUGAAACAUCUAUACUAAAGAUCACUGCAAACAGAUCUGAAAUUGGAAUUCAGUACAUAUGUGAAGCAGAGAUGACCGCUGAACCAGCAGCUCAAAAUAUUUCACGAUUGAUAUCAAACUUUACAGUUCAGUUUAAACCAGUCAUCAAUGAGACCAAACUGCCCUCUGAAGUGCCUGUGUUUCGAGGCUAUCCUGUGAUGCUCACUUGUGAAGCAAAUGGUUACCCAACACCAGACAUCACCUGGAAAACCAACGCCAACAAUAUAAUUAAUGGUGAAAAUCUUACAAUAACAGAAGCAAUAUCUCAGAACCCUGUCUGCAUUGCAAACAAUUCUUUUGGCACAGUCCGCAGAGAAGUAAACGUGGUCCUAACAGAGGACUACCUGCCUUUGAUCGCAGGCCUUGUUGCUAUCACAGUGGCAGUCAUAUCAGUUAUCUUCAUCUUCAUCUACUCCAUCUACUACAAGACAGCCAAGAUGGGCCAUUAUACCUUGAAGGACACCAAACCUUGCACACAAAAUGGAAAGAUAGCACUUAAUGGAUGUCAUAACCGCUCACAGACGCCACCUUAUGAGCGCAUACUUCAAUCUUCUGCCAGAUCCAGUGAAACCUUCAGUCUCUUAGUAGGAUGUCCUAGUUGUAGAUGGGUGUGGUUUUUAUUCCGCGUGAGGAAUAAUAAUCUUGAGGAGACGACAUAUGAAUUUAUUUUCGCGGCGACUAGGUGCUUCCAUUUGCCUGACUUUGACUUGAACACAUACAAUAUGCUUAAUAGUUUGUUUGGACUUGUUUAUCUGUCAGCAGUCUCGCUGUUAGUAAGUCUUACAGGUACACAAGCUGAAUGUCCUGUAAAACUCAACCCACCGAGAGUUUUUGUGAGGUACGACAGCUCUGUUUCAGUGAAUUGUAGCAUGAAUUUCACAGCUGAUAAGAUUGGCUGGGAAGCCCAAGUAGGAUCAGUAUCCCUGGAAAAAGCCAAACUGAUCACCUGGAAAGUGCCCAACUUGAGACAAUGGGACAUACGGCCACAGUGCUACAUAAACUACAAUAGGACUCAAUGUUCAGCUUUUCUCCCAAUCACUAUUUACAAGACUCCAGAUAGUGUCUCCAUCAGCACAGUCGAACCACUAAUGAAGGAGUACUAUGAUUAUGAGUUCCAUUGUGACAUUGUGAAUGUGGCUCCAAAAAAAUUCACUGUGAAAUGGUUUAAAGGAAAGACAGAAGUGAAAACUGAGACCUUCAAUGACACCAUCAAGACUCCAGUGAAUGUCACAUCUAAACAUCAGUUCACUGCAUACAGAGAAGAUGAUGGAGCUCGGUACAGAUGUGAAGCAGAACUGGAACUGGGAGCAGAUGGACCUCAACCUCCUCCUAAAGUGACAUCAAAAACUUAUCAGAUUACAGUACGGUAUCGACCAAAACACGAGGUGAUCAUUGAACUCAUCAGUACUAAUCAUGGAGACGUCACUCUAAACUGUACAGUAGCAGCAAAUCCACCUGCUAUUUACUCCUGGUACUCAGAGCACUGGACAACUUCAAAAAAUUCAUCAGUGCUCACAUUCACUACAUUGACUCCAGGCAACUACACAUGCAAUGCUACAAACCCUCUAGGACAAUCCACUAAAAUGUUCAUCAUCACAGGUGAUCGCACUACAUUUUGGGCUAUUCUUAGUUGUGGCCUGGUGGUUCUUUUGUUAUUGAUUCAUUUGUUUGUGCUAAAGUUUAAAAGUUUUUCUUUUAAAAUUUACAUUUUCUGUAAACAGGAUUUUACAAUGCAGACACGAGCACUGGUUUAUACCGCAUCAUUCCGGAUUAAAGAAAGAAGACAACAAACGUUUAAAAUAACGUUGUGUCACUUUUUUAUCAGUUUUCUGUAUCUCUCAUGGGUCUUACAAGUCGAGGGUGGUGACUGUCCUCUUCAGAUCAACCCACCGAGUGUUGUUGUGGAGUACGGCAGCUCUGUUUCAGUGAAUUGUAGCACUGAUGUCACACAUGAUGGGAUUGGCUGGGAAGCCCCUGUAGGACCAGUACCCUUGACCAAAGACAAACUGAUCACCUGGAGAGUGUCUAACCUGAGACAAUGGGACAUACAGUCACAGUGCUACAUAAACUACAAUAGGACUCAAUGUUUAACUUUUCUCCCAAUCAUUAUUUACAAGACUCCAGAUAGUGUCUCCAUCAACACAGUGAAUCACACAGGACCAAUGACUGAGCGAUCACAAUAUGAGCUCCAGUGUGAUAUUGUGAAUGUGGCUCCUAGGAAUCUCACUGUGAAAUGGUUUAGAGGAGAGACAGAGGUGUAUAGUGAGACCUUCAGUGACACCAUGAAGACUCCAGUGAAUAAAACAUCUAAACUUCAGAUCACUACAGUCAGAGAUGAUGAUGGAGCUCAGUACAGAUGUGAAGCAGAGCUGGAACUAGGAGCAGAUGGACCUCAACCUCCUCCUAAAGUGACAUCAGAACCCUUAAACAUCACUGUAUACUAUCGUCCAAAACACGAGGUGACCAAUGAACUCAUCAGUACAAAUGAUGGAGACGUCACUCUGAACUGUAUAGUAGCGGCGAAUCCACCUGCUAUUUACUCCUGGUACUCAGAGCAUUGGACAGAGACAAGAAAUUCACCAGUGCUCUCAUUCUCUACACUGACUCCAGGAAACUACAUGUGCACUGCUAUAAACACUCUAGGAAAGUCCAGCAAAGUGUUCAUCAUUACAGGUGGCCUCACUACAUUCUGGGCUAUUCUUAUACUUGUCCUGAUGAUACUUGUAAUAUGGUUUACAUCUUGUGCAGUAUACAGGAUGUGUAACUUAACCCAGAAUUCUACUUGGUGACCUGAAACUGUAAUCUUCUGAUCAGGGAGUACACAUCAACACUAAAUUACUUUAAAAAAUGUCAUGUACUAGGACUUGGUUGUGUUUUAAAGAAUUUCUUUAGACUUGAAAACACUGUAUGACAUUUGAUACUCAGUGUUACAUUCCUGUACAUCCAAAGGAUUUUUCUAGUCUGCAGUGUUUAUUCGACUACCUGAAAGAUGUUAAACGUUAGAUGUCAACCAGCUUCCUUCAGUUAAAUGAAACAAAAACUGAAGUUGUAAUUUUUGGCCCCGGUGCUUCCACAGAGGUUGUUGCCAAUAAUCUUGGACCUCUAUCUGGUACUUUACACACCUGUAUAUGUUAAACUUGAGUGUUACUUUUGAUUCUGCUUUGACUUUUGAUAAACAGAUUAAUUCUGUGGUCAGGUCUGGUUUUAGUAGUUAAAGAAUAUAACUAAAAUAAAGUAU
Paramisgurnus dabryanus is the source of this 5362-nucleotide messenger RNA. Lineage: Eukaryota; Metazoa; Chordata; Actinopteri; Cypriniformes; Cobitidae. The record is from RefSeq and is a predicted model, not a curated record.